This is a messenger RNA of Amoebophrya sp. A120, 274 nucleotides long. NCBI's taxonomy places the organism in Eukaryota, Dinophyceae, Syndiniales, Amoebophryaceae. The record is from the annotation of a GenBank genome assembly.
CCGUGGCAGUCUGCUGUUCAUUUCCCGUCGGCACGUCGAAGUCAAAUUCCCGACUCGAGCCCUGGCGCUCGGAAACGACGAGGAGAAGGACGGACGAUGGGUAGACGCGCACAACAACAUCAUCCGCAGGUUGAAAUCCUCCACCGUCGGUGUUCGAAUUGACUUAUCGUACGAACGGGAAGUUUUUGCUCUGUUUCCGGACGCGAGCUACCAGACGCCAGCUACGCCCGAAGAAAAGGUCAAUGCAGUCGAGGAAGAGUUUGAUGCACGCCCG